AAUAAAUAAUUGAGAUUUAUAUUAUUAAUAAUAUUAACAUGAAGUAUAUCAGUAUCCUAAUCUUAUGUAUCAUUGCUGUGGCAGCCAAUGUGUGCCAGAACGAUACCCAGACGGCGGGAUCUCCUCUCUCUGGAAGUUUCGGAAUGGCCGGACUUACAUAUGUCUAUCUUUUCUAUAUUUUGGAAGACCAAGACAGUGAAUUGCUCUAUUUUAUUGGAUAUUUUGGCCCAUCUCCUCCACUUGACACAAUAAUCUACAAGUCGGACCCUGCCCUGGCCAAAGUGCAAGUGAUGACUUAUGAUAUCUACUGCAACUGCCGUUCCUACGCCAUAUCUCCGAGCAGGGAGUUCAUCUACAUCCAAGACGUGACAACGGCAAAGAUAUUCGAGGUCAGGACUUCAGACCUGAUCAUCUCCAGGGAAUUGGCAGUUAGCUCUACCUCAGUGAAUGGGAAUUCAAACAUGGAAGUGGGUGAAGGCUUCUUCUUCAGUGCCAUCAUCAGCUCAAUCAUGCACACUUGCAGAUGGGACAUGUCCAAUACCAAUCUCGACUGAUUCACUUUCGGGGUCAGCAAUCAGGCCAAUUUGGCCCCAAUCAGUGCCGAUCUGCUGUUCUUUGGAUCAACUGACACAGCAGCUGACCAAUACUACCUGGUGAACUACAACUUCUCUUCCUCCAGCCUGGCCUGGAAGAAGAGCAUUGCCUGUCCCACUUCGGGCUGAGUGAACAAAAUCAGCAACUCCCUGGUGAGCAGAGAUGAAGAGUGGAUCUACACAAUGGUGCUGUACGAUGCCAAUUUUAUCUUCCAAAAACUCAGCACCGCCGAUGGGAGUCCCCAAAGCUCAGGGCUAAUUUGGAACGACAGCGGGUAUAUACAUAGUUACUCAAUGAAAGAGUUCAGUGGUUUCAUUGCCGUCCAGCUUUACAGUAACUCGUUAUCAAAUCUAAAAAGGUUGAUUCUGGUCUCCCCCUCGGCCGCAGAAGUUUUGAAAGAGUACAAGUCUGUGAGCUCAAGGGAUUAUGCAAUCGGAAGGUUGUUAUACAAAGGCCAAGAACUAAUGUUUCAUUCUGGAAGAAUAGAACCUAGUUACGCAUUCUUCUUUGCAAGAUCACUCACAAGCAACAUUGGCCAGCUUUCUGAGUUUGAAGAAGACACUCCUCUGUUCAGCCCAAUUACCACUAACUAUCAAGUGUCUUCAACAACAUCAAAUCCUAGUCUCACCACAAGCACGAAGACUCUUACGAUCUCAACCUCAUCGUCCAUCACGACCACUGACAUCACGCCGUCUACCAAUCCUUCAUUUACCACGUACGUGGCUUUAUGGAACCAAGACCACCUCCAGACUGUCCAGAGCAACACUUCGGUGAAAUUGGAAUUCACUUGGGCCUGAGCUCAGUCAUCUAAUUACACUGGCAUCAGCUUCAGUCUGACCCAAACUGACUCCAAUGCGAUACCUGAGUGGGUAAAGUUAGAUGCAGACAAUCAAGAGUUGCAACUAAACACCACUCCCAAGCUGGACGCCAAAGAAGUCUUUUACUUUUCUCUGCAAAUCUCGUUCGACAGCGAAGUACAUUAUAAGAAAUUUAAAAUUACAGUAGAAGAGUGAUCAAUCAAGCACUGUGAACUCUGAAAACUAGGUAGUCCUAGCAUUUGAGAAGUCUGAACAGAUGGCUAUCAGAGUUCUGAUGAGAGCAAAUUUUGUUCCAAAAUAGUUGCCAUGACUGGAGCAACUGAAGCUGCUGCUGCUUUGGUGACAUCAAGCGUCAUACUGGCAAGUGCUUCGUCUAUCCUAUCAUUAUCGUCCAUAAACUCAAUCUUUAGCAUCAUGAACAGUCUGCAAUUUGCAGUACUGCUGCCUCUUGUUCCUGACUACUUUUCACCCAAAGUGCUUGACAUCUUGAGUGGAAUGGGGUUCGCAAUGUUCUCAUUCGACUUCAUUAAGUUUAAGGAUCUCCCAUUUGUAGAAGAUCUUACAGAGUGGGUGAAAUAUCCUCAGUCCGACGAGUACUUGAACAGCCUUGGAAUGAGGUCUGGGAGCUCAGUUGUCAAUUAUUUAUCACUAUUGGCCAUUCUCAUUCUUGUUGGAGUCAUUAACUUUGGAAUUUUUGUGUGUAAAAGAUGAACAGAGAACUCGAAACACACAAGGUGUAAGACAUUUUUCAAUAAGUUAUUCAAACUGUUGACUUUUAACAUCUAUAUUAGAAUAUUCAUGCAGGCAUUUGUAUUCACCACUCUCUCUAUCUUCUCUGAGCUUUAUAAUCUCAACCUUGCUACAACUGUGACUCAGAUAUCCUUUGGGUUGUGAAUAGUGUUUGCUAUAUGAACAAGUGUGCUAUUUAUUUUAUCAUUUAUAAUGUAUCGAGUCUCAUUCCCUCAGAUUAAUAAAGACAAGUAUUGGCCAUGAAUCGAGUACUUCAAUGGAAUCAAACCAACUAAAUUUUCAAAACUCUAUUCUAGUCUGUUUAUGUUGGUGAGAAUAUCUAUGACGUCAUUACUUAUAUUUGGUCAAACUGUUCGUUGAUAUGAGAAAGCCAUCUUCUUUUAUUUGAUAAGCAUUGGUUACUGAAUUUAUUUGAUCAUUGUCAGACCAUUCGAGAAUCCUCAGGACAAUCUCAUUGAGGCUAUUAACCAGACACUGUUUUGCUGUCUGGCAGUCCCUCUAUCAUGGCUGAAUACAAAACAAGACUGGACUUCAUUCUAUGAAAGCUAUUACACAACAGUAUUCAUGGUGACUCCAGCUAUUGGAAGCUUAAUAUGCCUUGGAUUCUUGAUAAAAUCAAUCAUAGUUUACAUGAUUGACAGGAAAGCCAGGAAGAAAAAGCAAAAUAUCGCUCCUAAAGAGCCCUCGCCUCAACAAAGAGCACCCCAAAAUCAAGAAGACCCUAGUCCAAGUCCUCCCCCAUACAUCAACAACGUUUCCUCGAGCAUGAGCAGAAGUAAUGCUCCGAUUGCACCUCCUCGAGUCCCUCAAAGACGGCCUUACGACGGAUCUGGCCCGAGAAGAUCUCCAAUGAGGAGGAAACUAAAUUAUCACAGAUAAUUAUUAAAUAAUAUUUCAGUUGU
Molecule: messenger RNA, 3064 nt
Organism: Moneuplotes crassus
Lineage: Eukaryota; Ciliophora; Spirotrichea; Euplotida; Euplotidae
Source: the annotation of a GenBank genome assembly